Phoenix dactylifera (date palm) is the source of this 3909-nucleotide messenger RNA. RefSeq names its product protein NLP2-like. Gene Ontology annotation, molecular function: protein binding; DNA-binding transcription factor activity. Lineage: Eukaryota; Viridiplantae; Streptophyta; Magnoliopsida; Arecales; Arecaceae. The record is from RefSeq and is a predicted model, not a curated record.
CCGCCACCGUGUUUUCCCUCACACCACAAGAAUUCUCCUCCAUCUUUUCGCCGUAUGUAGUUAAUUCCACGGGGCCGAAUGCUAACCAAACAGUGGAAUCCGUCGCAGAGAAAACGGAGAAUCCGCCGUCUACCGAGCCGUUGUCGUCCCGAAUUCUUCUUCCUGUCCUCCUCUAGGGUGUCAAUCUCCGGCCAGCUCCUCAGUUCUUCCACUGCUCCACUUCCGGGACCAGCUAGGGCUUCGCUUUUGGCCCCCGGAUCAGCGGUGGUUUGGUUGGAGGUCCAGCUCCGAGAAGUAGAGGAUUAUGUGACUCGUUUCGCGGAUUGGAUUGAGCUAGCACAGUCGGUUUGGUGUUCUAGGAUUUGUUUCAGCAAGAAAAAGUUCUUUUUCAUUGUAAAGAUUUGAUUUUCUGGUCGGAUAAUGGUCCGAGGAUUUGAAAUUGGAGGUCUUGUUGGGUUUCGAAACGGGCGGGCCGAGAAAGCCGUGGUUGCAGCGUUUUCAGCACCCUUUUUCUGUGGGAAUCGGUCUCUAACGCAAAGUUGGAGAGAUUUUUGAGUAAGAGGUAGCUGGGUUUUCCUCUGUUAAGACGAGGGAAUCCGGCUCUUUUGUAUAGAAAUCCCUGUGCCGAAGAUGAAAGAUUUCAUUUUGUGUUGAUUACUAUACCAAUAUUAGCUCAGAGGAGUGAAAAAUUGGUCAUUUAGUCUACCAGAAAGAGAAGAUGGAUGGUUUUUCGCCCAUUGAUAGCGGGACUGGGAGUGCAGAGGAUCCGUUUGGCUUUUUGGCACUCGCGAACUUUGAUGGUUUUGGUGAACCUUUCAGUCCUUCAACUGCAGACCAGGUUUGCUCUGCGCUAAGCUACUCGGCUGCUGCUCAGUUGAUGCCCAGGAAUUGGGUCUCCAACGGACUGCCUAAAAUCUCGGCGGCACAAGGAAAUGAUGCCUUUACGGGGGAUGGCGACGUCUCAGCUGAUGCUUGUUCUAGCAGCAGGGAGGUGGCUUCCCCAAGGACCAGCAUGCAAUUUGUGUUCUCCCCUAAUUGUUCAGGGUUGGAGGGAAUAAACAUGAGCAGUAGUUAUUUUGCUUUUGAUGACAUUUCUGGCGAGGGAACCAGCUUUGUUCCCAAGCCCAUCGCAGGUUUUUCACUUCCUGAGAGGAUGCUCAGAGCACUGUCCUUGUUUAAGGAGUCUUCAUGUGGUGGAAUUCUUGCUCAGGUUUGGAUGCCCAUCAAACGAGGUGAUCUGUACAUGUUGAGUACCUCUGAGCAGCCAUUUCUGCCGGACCAAAGUCUUGCUGGCUAUCGUGAAAUUUCAAGGCAGUUUACAUUUGCAGCAAAGGAAGCGCCUGGCUUGUUUCCUGGGCUUCCUGGACGUGUAUUCAUCUCCGGAAAACCAGAGUGGACCCCAAACGUUGCCUAUUAUAAUAGGUUCGAGUACUUGAGGGUAGACCAUGCAGUUAGACAUGACGUCCGUGGAUCGAUUGCAGUUCCAGUGUUUGAUCCCUCUAAAGCUUCGUGUUGUGCAGUGCUUGAGCUUGUUAUGACAAGGGAGAAACUUGAUUUCGAUAUGGAGAUGGACAAUGUUUGCCAUGCCUUGGAGGCUGUAAAUUUAAAGACCACGAAAACCCGGACUCAUCAACAGAAUCUCACAAAAAGUCAGAAAUCCGCAUUCACAGAGAUACUGGAUGUUCUGAGAGCUGUUAGUCUUGCGCAUAUGUUACCUUUGGCACUUACGUGGAUUCCCUUUUUUAUUGAUUGUGGAAGUAUAGAUGAGUGCAUGGAAGAUGAUGUUCAGAAUGUACAGUCAAGUUUGAGGAAAAAAACUAUGCUCCGCAUCCAGGAAACGGCCUGUUAUGUCAAUGAUACAAGAAUGCAGAGUUUUCUUCAUGCUUGUGCUCAACAUGACCUUGAGAAAGGACAGGGAAUUGCUGGAAAAGCACUUCAAUCAAACCACCCCUUCUUCUCUCCCGAUGUAAAAGAUUAUGACAUAUGCGAGUAUCCACUUGCACAUCACGCCCGUAAGUAUGGUUUGUGUGCUGCUGUUGCAAUCAGGCUUAGGAGCACAUAUACUGGAAAUGAUGAUUACAUACUUGAGUUCUUUCUUCCAGUCAGUUGCAGAGGUAGUGAAGAACAACAACUGUUGUUAAACAACCUUUCAGGUACCAUGAAGACAAUUUGUAAGAGUUUGAGAACCGUCUCGGAUGCUGAAAUAUUUGGAGCUGAUAUAACCAGAGUAGGCAUUAACAGGGGAGAAGGAAUAGGUUCCUCAUCAACUGAUUUAUCUGCAAAGUGCUCUCAACUGGACAGUGAUAAUGAACUAACUACUGAGAAGCCUUUUGAAAAUCAAAUUAUGAGAUCUAAUGAGCAUGGAGGAAGUGCUUUUCACGAGCAGCAUCUCAAUUCUAUGUUGCAGUCAAAGUCUAGCUCGACGAGGCAUCUGGAAAAAAAGCGCAGUACAACUGAGAAGAAUAUUAGCUUAAGUGUUCUUCAGCGAUACUUUCCUUGUAGUCUCAAGGAUGCUGCAAAAAGCAUUGGAGUUUGUCCAACAACACUGAAAAGGAUAUGCAGACAGCAUGGGAUUUUAAGAUGGCCAUCUCGUAAGAUUAACAAGGUCAACCGUUCACUGAAGAAGAUCCAAACUGUGAUUAACUCUGUGCAGGGAGUGGAGGGAGCAUUAAAUUAUGAUCCUGCUGCUGGGUGUCUUGUUGCUGCGGUCUCUUUGCCUGAAAAACCAUCAAUGAUAACCUUGGAGCCAUCUGGUCGAGAUUGUUUGCCUGCAUCUUCUGCUCCUCAAGUUGCAGCUGAACCAUCUAUUGGGAAAUCAGAACCAAACUACUCUUCUCUUGAUGGUCGCCAACAAGAGACUUUGAGCCAAUUAAAACUCCCUAAUGUGCAUAAAUGUGAAGGGUCUGAACUCCAUGUUCCCUCAGAUGGCUGCAGCAAUGAGUGCAAGUCUACUUGUGCUGAUGGACUAUUGCAGCAGGCUAACACUGAAGGUACACCUUCAUGGCCAACAAAUUCCAAAGAUAUUUUCCGUAGUUCAUAUCUUACAAAAGAAACAGGCUGCCAACAUGCAUUUGGCAAAGGUGGCUCGACUUUACAGAGCCUUGAAUGUCAGAUUAUGUUAAGAGGCUCAAGUUCUACAGAAGCAGUGGAUGAAAUGAAUGCUAAAAUAUAUGCUGAUGACGGAAUCAUAGAACACAGCCAUCCUUCUUCUUCCAGCAUGACAGACUCUUCCAAUGGCAGUGCAUCAAGUCACCCAACUUUUGUGAAAAGCUCUAAUAGUAUGGCAGCUGUUACUGUAAGUGGAUCAGCCAUCACAGUGAAGGCUACUUAUAAAGAUGACACUGUGAGGUUUAAGUUCUUGCCAUCCAUGGGUUGCCACCGUUUGUUUGAGGAAGUUGGAAAGAGAUUCAGAUUGUUGGCUGGGACAUUCCAGCUCAAGUACAUGGAUGACGAGGAAGAGUGGGUGACGUUGGCAAGUGACUCUGAUCUGCAGGAGUGUAUUGAAGUAUUGGAGUAUAUAGGAUCCCAUAGCGUAAAGCUUCAAGUUCGAGAUGCGGCUUCUGCUAUUGGCAGCUCAGGAAGUAGCGAUUGCCUGCUAAUGGAGUCAUAAGGCCUCGAAGAGAUGAGAGCAUGCACUUGAACGGUGUCUCGUCAGUGUUUAUGAGUUUUGUUGGGCAAAUCUACUUUGGAUACUUCGGUAGAACUAGGGAGUGUUUUUUGCAGGAUAUAUACUUCAUAGUAACAGGUGUACAUAUUGUGCAUGUAGGAAGAGAUAUCAAGGGGGUUGGUUGGCAGGAUUGUUAAACAAGCUGCUUGCCAUGUCUUGUAGACCCCAAUUUGCGCUUUCAGUGGCCUGUACACAGUUUCCACUUUUAAGCAGGUGUUUUGCAUUAUUUUCUCUGCAACUUU